AUGGCUCACCAGAAUCCACAGGUGCCGCAACAUACAUCGCUGAUGUGGAUCCUGAGCACUAUCGCAUCUACUGGCUAUUUGUCACGGAUGACUCAAUGGAAGAGCAAACUGAAUUUGCCCGAAAACGCCAACCUCGACAGUGACGAGGCCACGGCGAAGCUCAAACUCGGAUUGUUUUCCUACCCUGUGCUCCAAGCAGCCGAUAUCCUCCUCUACCAUAGACCCUCUAUUGUUCCUGUUGGAGAGGACCAACUCCAGCAUAUCGAGUUCACGCGGACGUUGGCUCGAGGCUUCAACGCCCAGGUCGGCCAGAAGGUAUUCCGACUACCAUGGCCAGUCAUCUCCCCGGCGAAGAGGAUCAUGUCUCUAAAAAGACCGGAGCACAAAAUGUCCAAAUCCGACCCAGAUCCAAAGUCCCGGGUGUUGAUCACGGACAGCCCCGAGGAGAUCCAUGCCAAAAUUCGGGGCGCCGUAACGGACUCGGAGCCCGGCAUCUCUUAUGACCCUGAACGGCGGCCAGGAGUCUCCAAUCUAGUGGAAAUCCUCAAGCACGUCACCGAGUCUCGGGAACCCAGCGAGUUCAUCGCCAAGGACAACGCCGACGUCAGCAUGCGUGCUUUCAAGGAGUUGAUUGCCGACGAAAUCAUUAUAGCACUGAGGGGCAUCCGCGAGCGAUUUCAGGAACUAAUGGCCGACAAGGAUGCCAAACGGCUGCGAAGCGAAAUAGAAAACGGCGGCGCAAAAGCACGGCGGAAAGCGCGUCUGACCAUGGGAGACGUCUCCCAAGCCCUGGGCUUGACCUCCUUGAUCCUGACCCCAGAGGAGGCGGCACGCAAUCGAGAGAGAAGGCUGGCGAUCGCACGGAGAGAGCUUGGUUCGGCCUUGGAUCUCGAGUACAACCCAUUUGAAAACGAGGGCCCCAACAGCGAGGACGAGUUCGCCGACGAAGUGGCUUUCGAAGAAGGGGACAAGGGGAAGACUCCGCGUACCGAGUAA
Messenger RNA from Cladophialophora yegresii CBS 114405, 996 nucleotides. Its product is annotated as tryptophanyl-tRNA synthetase. The record is from RefSeq and is a predicted model, not a curated record. Gene Ontology annotation, biological process: mitochondrial tryptophanyl-tRNA aminoacylation. The transcript is spliced from 4 exons. The coding region runs from base 1 to 996 and encodes 331 amino acids. NCBI's taxonomy places the organism in Eukaryota, Fungi, Ascomycota, Eurotiomycetes, Chaetothyriales, Herpotrichiellaceae. Gene Ontology annotation, cellular component: mitochondrion; mitochondrial matrix. Gene Ontology annotation, molecular function: tryptophan-tRNA ligase activity; ATP binding.